AAUUGCAUCCACGUGCAAUUGUUCCGCGCGAUAACCUCGCGACGAGGACGGAGAAACGGUCGCGUGGUUGGCAGCCGUGCGGCUAGUUACUUUCAGUAUCAAUAUACAGAGUGGCCGGAGAUGGCAAGGGCAAGGUGUACAUAACAGAAAAUGUCACGUUACUUUCGCGACAGGUGAUCGAGCAUCGCGCGGUCGAGGAAUCGAUCAACAUGCCGAAGAAGUUUGUGGGUGAGAAUAGCAAGGCGGUUGCUGCCCGGGCUAGAAAAGCAGCGGCCAAAGAGGCCGAGACUGUCAAGAAGGCGAAGGAAGCGGAAGACAAGGCGUGGGAGGAUAAUGAUAAGCAAGUGUUGAAGAAGAAGCAGAAACAAGAAGAAGUCGAGAAGAAGCGCCAGCAGCAAUUAGAGAAAAAGGCGGAGGCGAAGGCUCUGCUCGAGAAGGAAAUGGCGAAUAUAAAAGUCGGUGGCAAGCAGCCGGCGUCGAAAGUUACUAGAGCCGAAAUCGUUACUAUCACUGAGAAACGAAAUCAAGUGGCUAUGAAGAAGAAAGAGGAGGAAAAGCCGAUCGAGGAAAAUUUGAACAGAUUGAUUUUAGAGGGUGAAACGGCUCACAGUGUGGACGAGGCUAUAUCUGUUUUGAGCUCAAAGGACCCCGAGAUAGAUCGACACCCGGAGAAACGGAUGAAAGCCGCGUACACGAGUUUCGAGGAGCGAAUGAUGCCGAUAAUUAAAGAACAAAAUCCUACUUUGAGAUUGAGUCAGUUGAAGCAGAUACUUAGAAAAGAAUGGAUGAAGUCAAGUGAGAAUCCGCUUAAUCAAACGUUACUAAAUCAUUGAUGGUCAUCGAUAUCAAACGAGCGCGACACGUGCUUGCGCAUCAUUGACUGAUUAAUUAUUUAAUUUUUUUAAAAUAAAUGCAUGAUCAUUGCAAUGUACAUUGCGAUGUAAUCGUCUGUAUACAAUUUUAUUUGUAAAAUGUAUAACUUAUAUUAAAAAGUACUGUAUAUGAAAAA
Messenger RNA from Vollenhovia emeryi, 1009 nucleotides. Its product is annotated as coiled-coil domain-containing protein 124. Gene Ontology annotation, cellular component: nucleus. Gene Ontology annotation, molecular function: transcription coactivator activity. Lineage: Eukaryota; Metazoa; Arthropoda; Insecta; Hymenoptera; Formicidae. Gene Ontology annotation, biological process: transcription by RNA polymerase II. The record is from RefSeq and is a predicted model, not a curated record. The transcript is spliced from 4 exons. The coding region runs from base 210 to 833 and encodes 207 amino acids.